Messenger RNA from Drosophila serrata, 2104 nucleotides. RefSeq names its product sorting nexin 33-like protein SH3PX1 (gene SH3PX1). Gene Ontology annotation, molecular function: phosphatidylinositol binding; protein binding. Gene Ontology annotation, cellular component: plasma membrane; cytoplasmic vesicle. The record is from RefSeq and is a predicted model, not a curated record. NCBI's taxonomy places the organism in Eukaryota, Metazoa, Arthropoda, Insecta, Diptera, Drosophilidae. Gene Ontology annotation, biological process: endosomal transport; endocytosis; plasma membrane tubulation.
AGUAUUUUUGUCGUUAUCCCACACUGGUGGUUGGUGAUUCAGAUCCAAAGAAUAAGCAACAUUAUUUUUCCUCUGUUUAUGGGCCUUGUGCAUACGGAACUCGUGGAAUUCGCAUAAAAAAGUCCAACUGGAAGAUGACCUCGUACGUGCGCGCCAUGUACGACUUCAGCGGCGAGCCGGGCUCCUCGGAGCUGUCGAUCGCUGCUGGUGAUGUGCUCUCGGUAACGCGCAGCGAUGUGGGCGAGGGCUGGUGGGAGGGAAAGAACGCCCGUGGCCAGAUUGGGCUCUUCCCCGCCGCCUACGUGGAGGUAAUGUCUGCGGCGGAGGCCCAAAAGCUGAACGCCAGUGGCGCCGCUGCGGUUCCCCAAGUGCCUGAUCCGUUUGCCUCACCGCCACUGCCUCGCUACGAUCAGACCGCAGACGAUGAUGGUAGCAACUGGGACGAUGAGGACGACUGGAGCGAUGACAACGAAACAUACUCGGAAAUCGGUCCAGGACAAAAGAACGCGGGUCAAACAGCACGAGCCAGUGGCAUGUCCCACUCUACUAGUGACUAUGACAACAAGCAUCUACCUAUCGCGCCCAACAAUGACGACGCCCAAUCACUGGCCUCCGUCUCUGGAGCCGGAGCAUCAGGCACCGUCAAAAAGGGCAUGUUCGCCAAGAGCUCCGACUCUUAUAUCCUCGGUCUGUCCAGCACCAAGGAGAAGAUACCCGAGUGUGAGCUCGCCUACAUUACUCAGGUGGAGGAUCUACCGAUCUACCAGUGGACGCAGAACCACUCGCCCUAUUCAGUUGUGGUUGCCAGUCCCAAGAAGGAGUCCAAGUUCAAGGGGAUGAAGACGUUCAUAGCCUACCAGCUGACGCCUAGUUUCAACAACAUAUCCGUGUCGCGUCGCUACAAGCACUUUGACUGGCUGCACGAGCGACUGGUGGACAAGUUCUGUUUGAUUCCAGUGCCACCGCUACCGGAUAAGCAGAUCUCUGGGCGCUAUGAAGAGCAGUUUGUGGAGCAUCGGCGCGUCCAGCUGCAGGAGUUCGUGGACUGGGUGUGUCGCCAUCCGGUUAUCUCCAAGUGCGAGGUCUGGUAUCAUUUCCUCACCUGCCGCGAUGAAAAGAUCUGGAAGUCGGGCAAGCGCAAGGCGGAGCGUGAUCCCUACAUGGGUGUCAACUACUGCUUGGCCAUCUCGCCUCCGGACAAGAAUCUACUGCACUCCAAGGUGGACGCCCAGCUGGAUAGCGGUGUGCAGUUCAUUCACAGCAUGGACGUAGCCGUUCGCAAUUUAAAUAACAUUUCCAACGACAUGGCCAAGCGCUCGAUGACGCAGAGUAAAAAGGAAUUCCAGCGCAUCGGCGAUGGACUCUCCGAUCUGGCCAAGGCUCUGGCCAUUGACGAGAGGCGAGCACCCACCAGGAACGCUGUUCCGCUGUCGGAGAGCGUAGGCCGCAUCGGUGGAAUUUUCAUAGGUAUUGGCCAAGCCUUUGGCGACCAGCCAAAGUUCGAUUGGAUUCCACUUUCCGAUCGACUGCAUAUCUACAGGGGGGUUCUCAGCUGCUUUCCGGACAUCUUCUCCACCCACAAGGGCGCAAUUCAGAAGCGCAAGGACUGCGAACGAUCAACUGCUGAGGGCAAGAUGAACAACGCCCAGAUGCAGGACGUGAAUCGGCGCACCGACAUUGUCUCCUACACGGUGCUGGCAGAGCUGAGUCACUUCAAGAGCGAGCGGGAUACACAUCUGAAGCAUACGCUGAAGAACUUUAUUGCCGAGCAGAUCAAGUUCUAUCAGGGCGUGGUGGCGCGUCUGCAAGAGGCCAGCCGUCAGAUCGAGUAGAUCUCAUUACUGGAUCGGAACGGGAGCCAGCCGAGAGCACAAAGCAACAAAGGAACCACACACACACACACAACCACUUCCACAGAUACAAACAUUCGCACGCGUGCAUUUCAAAUGCUUUAGAUGGGAGCUCCUACUUUAAGCGUGGAUAUAACUAAAUGCUAAGCAAAAUGUGUAAACAUAACUGUUAAGAAACAAAAGUUGCGUAUUUAUACAGAAAUUAACUUUUAUAUAUGCCUAUUAUACAUAUACACUGGAAAUUGAAAAGCCAA